Rotaria sp. Silwood1 is the source of this 366-nucleotide messenger RNA. NCBI's taxonomy places the organism in Eukaryota, Metazoa, Rotifera, Eurotatoria, Philodinida, Philodinidae. The record is from the annotation of a GenBank genome assembly.
AUGUAUACAUUUUUGAUGGGAAAAAGUUCAGAUCCACAUGAUGUUAAUUCAUAUGAUCAAUUAAAUCCUGUUCAUCAAUCAAAACCAAUAUUUGAUCAUGAUGAUGUAUCUUCGAGCAGUAGUGAAAGUGAUGAAGAAAAUGGUUACAUGCGUCCUGCGACAUCAUUUUUAAGAUUCGGUAGACAAAUACCAUCAUCAUCAGGAUCAUUUCUGCGUUUUGGUCGUUCAAGUCCAUUGUUUUCACGUUUUAAUCGUGGUGGUCAUAAUACAGGAACAUUUCUUCGUUUCGGUCGACGAGGUCAACAAUCAUAUCCAAGCAGUUUGUUUCGUUUUAGUCGAAAAGGUGACUUUUUACGAUUUGGAUAA